This is a messenger RNA of Guyanagaster necrorhizus, 4863 nucleotides long. RefSeq lists its product as uncharacterized. The record is from RefSeq and is a predicted model, not a curated record. Gene Ontology annotation, cellular component: mitochondrion; cell cortex. Gene Ontology annotation, molecular function: tubulin binding; phospholipid binding. Gene Ontology annotation, biological process: maintenance of protein location in cell cortex; microtubule cytoskeleton organization. Lineage: Eukaryota; Fungi; Basidiomycota; Agaricomycetes; Agaricales; Physalacriaceae. The transcript has 6 exons. Bases 67 to 4587 code for a protein of 1506 amino acids.
CUCCAGUCUCCGUCGUUCUUAGAUCUUGACGCCGCGCACGACGUCGACGACGACGUGCAAGCCAUCAUGGCCAGCGUCAACGGCCAUUUCUCGUCUGCUGGCGACAUGAAGUCUCAUCUCCAGAGUCUCCUUGACAGCAAGGAGCAGCAGCUUCAGCAAGCCGCGACCUUUGGGCAGCGGGUUCUCGCCCAACGAAUGGAACUCGAGGAUCGUAUCAGGCAGCUUCAAGAGGUCGAGGCCGACAAGACAGGUGACGAAGAUGUUGAACCCGAGGCGGUGCAGAAAUACCAGGAGCUCACUGACACGAUGAUGGGCUGGGAUACAGAGAAUGCAUUACUUUCAAGUGCAUUCAACAGUUCAGCAAUGGAACGCUCUUCUAUUCCCGUCUCCGAUCUACCUCGAGACGAACCGGAACGUUCGCGUACUUCAACGAACACCUCCACUGCACAAUCUCGGCGGGCCAAGAAUGCAGCACAUCGUGCUGACGACGUCGAGUUUGCUUUUGAAAUUGGCAGUGGCCUUCUCAAUGAGGUACGACGACUUCAAAGUCUUCUCGGCGAGCGAGACAAGGCCAUUCAAGACAUGAAAGAGGAGAAGGAUGAUCUAGAUGGUACAUUGGAGUCGCUGCGAACCGCUCUCAAGCAACAAGAAGCAAGUGCCGACAAAUAUAAAGAAGAGAACUGGAAUCUUGAAGUCAGCCUUCAGGACCUACGUACGCAACACGCCGAUACCCAAUCCACCGUUCAGCGCCUUGAUUCAGAGCAGAAGCGGCUCACAAAACUUCUCGCUGCCUCCCACGACGCUUCGGAGCAGUAUAAGAAUGAAAAUGCUCAGCUUCAAAGUAUCAUCGAGGACCUAACAGCAAAGCAUGAAACUGACGUGGCUUUGGCACGCAAGCAUGCCGCGGCUUUGGCGCGGGAUAAGAGUGACUUGCAACAGGCCAUAGAUAGGCUUAAAGCAGAGAAGGAAAGGGCUGGCAGGAAGUUUGGUCGGUUCGGAAGCCCGGCGACGCCUAACACCACCGAGGGACUUCAAGACGAGGAGUAUCUUACUCCCGCUGGGUAUGGUGAUGACGUUUUCAGCAACGCGGGCUCGACAAACAGGAGAAUCAAGGCAGACACCUCGUUACUCUUUGGCGACGAAACGGACGGAGAGCUCUCUCCCGAUCAGAGUCCUAUGUCAAGAUCACCGUUCUUUGCUGCCAAUCAUCCCGUCAACGAGAUUGAGGUUCUGAAGCAACGUUUGGCGCAUGCCCACCGGCAGGUUGCGACGUUAAAGGGUGGGUUAAUGCGAGAAAGAAUGGGCAAGGGUCGAGGGAUGCUGGUGGAAGAUGAUGAUGAGGAAGGCUUUGAGGACGUCGCUAAUGCGAAUGAAGGGAACGUCAGGCCAGGCGCUUCAUCGACCAGACCGAGGGGCAGAGGACGUGGACGUGGACGUAUACGUGGACGGGGUCCAACCUUGACAGAGCGACUUAUGGCUGCUGAUAGUCCAUCGUCGGUCAGCGAGUUUGACGAUGAUGCGUCGCCGACGCGUGGUGCUUCCAUACCUCCCAUCCAUUUCCAAGGCGCUGAUGAAGAUGACAUGGAAGAUGUCGCCAUAGAACUGGACGAUGAUGAUGAUAUUUUCAAGGCCGACCUUGAACCAUCAGCAGAGUCUCCAUCGAAGCGUUCGAGUGUUGCAAGUGUAGACGGCAUGGAUCCUGUUUUCGCGAACAUCCUGCGGCGAACACCGUCAACGAGUUCCAUACCUCCCAAUACCAGUCCUUUACAUCAGUCUCUUCUUCGUCGAUCGACAAGAGGUGGUGCCGUUGGAAGAAGAUCCAGAGGAGGCGUGUUCCAAGAGGGCAGACCUCCCUCGUUAGUUGGGCAGCCGGAAGACUUGGCUUUUGCUCUCAGUGGUACAUCUCCUAACAGCGGAAGCAUUGAUGAAUUUGUUCAGGUCGAAACGGCUGAAAUAGCCUGUCAAACCGAGUCUGAGGAGGAGAAGACACUGGAAGCCAUACCAGUACCCGUGAAAGAGAUUGCGCAUAUGGGGGUCCAAUCUGAACCAGAAGUCCGUCCCGCAGUCAUCCCGAUGUCCAAUAUAUCUAUACAAACCGACGUCGAGGAUCGUGUCUCGAAACCUGCCUUACGCGACGCAGGAAUGAGCACGGAUCCUUCCCCCUUGAUGGUGCCAGCGGAAUCUCAAACUCCUUGUGUCUCUACAAAGGAGAUCGAUGUUCAGGUCUCGCCCGUACCUACCGCUGAUUCAUUAGUUCGACGUACUACCAUCACGCAACGUGAUUCACUGGCAAGCGGUUCUCGUUCGCGGCUGGCAUCCAAUGCAACCAUUACCGCCAGUAAGACUUCACCACGUCCUUUUGUCGGUUCUUCCUAUGCAGAGGAGUCAGAUGCAGACACAGAGACAGGAACCGAAACCGAAACCGACAUGGACGAUUAUCAGGACGCUCGACAGAGUAUCAUGCUUGGAUCGACGCCUUCACAAUCCAGGGACGAGUUCCACUCCAUUCGAAUGUCUUCCAUGCACUCCGAGUCGAGAGAUGACUUCCACUCCGUGAUGACCAUGACCGACAAUGAAUACGAGGACGAAGACGAAGACGAUACUGAUACCGAAAGCAUUAAGGCAUCGAGAGUGGGCAGAACCAUGCCCUCUCCUACCCCGGCAUUUGUUUCUUCACCUGUGUCAUAUGAUUCCAAGUCCAUCGAGGCCAUUUUAAGAGACGAGCCUCCCGCAUCACCACCAAAACCCGAACUCAAAGAGAUGUCCAUUCAGACCGAUGAAUGGAAACCUCAGCCGCCUACACCAGCCGUUCCUAUAGCUCCUUUACUGUACCGAGUUGGAUCUACUACCCAACAGUUCCAAUUCAUUCCCCCACCCUCGACUCAAAUAGUGCCAAAUUCCAACGGACCAUCGACUAUACCUCCCGUUGUUCCUACUCCUACUUCUCAAAUAUUCAGAGAUGCCAACAUUCGUCAUCAACGCUCCUCAACAGACUCCCGAAGACAGUCUAUCGAGUCUGCUCUUUCGUCCAUAUUUGAUGAUGGACCGACGCCAAAGGCAACUAAUUCACUGGCUCUUGUAGACAAGUCCCGUCCACCAAUGAUGGCACUACCCCCACCUCCUCGGGCACCCCCACCCCCGGGGAGUAUGCCUCCUCCGAAUUUCAUACCCGAGCGAAGAAUGCCCAUCUCUACUGGAUCUUAUGAUAUUCCUCCUCCACGUCCGUCAUCUCCUCCGCCUCCUGAACUCAUUCAACGUGCCACCACCCCUACUUUCGGAUCUGUGCUUUCAAUCAGUAGGACUACCUAUGGUCCUCGACCACAUGGGUCUAGCAUGCCGCCUAUGCAACAAGGAUUGCGUCCUCUGCCAUCUACGAGUAGCUUCCGAUCUGCUGCGAAUGCUGCAGCCUUGUACGUCCCACAUAACCGAACCGGAAGAGAAAUGUCGACGACGUCACUAGUAACCGACCGGUCGCCUCGAUCGUCGAUGUCCUCUGAUCAGAAUCCGUUCCGCAAUCCAACGACGCCCCAGAAUAGGGCGACGGAACUUCCUGGACGUGGAGAAGGACAUCCCACGGAUCCGGCGAUCAUUCAUUCUAUCACACAAACGAUGAUCGGAGAGUUCUUGUACAAAUAUACAAGGAAGACCAUCGGGAAAGGAUAUGGAGAGCGAAGACAUCGGAGGUUUUUCUGGGUGCAUCCAUAUACCAAGACUCUGUACUGGAGUUCUGCGGACCCAGGAUCAUCGAAUGUAUCAGAGUCCAGUGCGAAGAGUGCCUAUAUAGAAGGGGUGCGAUCCGUCCUAGAUCCUAACCCGAUGCCUCCAGGCUUGUAUCAGUACAGUGUCGUGGUGUCUACCCCUCAGCGAGAAAUGAAGAUUACUGCGCCGACCAAGGAACGGCAUGAUAUAUGGCUUAAUGCUUUGAAAUACCUGCUAUCACGGCCAAACGCCGUCAAUGUCAACUCUCCGGGGAAUACCACUACAGUACCUGACAGUCCGAUGUCUCUUGGUGACUUCGCAGAUGACGACCGACGCCCUAUCAUGUCGAGCCCACAAAGUCAGAGAAGUGGACGGAGCACGCGGCGCGCAGCAGACGUGUUUAACACGACGCCGAAAGGCAAGCGGAGCAGAUCGCAAAUCUCUGUAGGCGGUUCCAUUGGCAAGCGGUCCGGAACACCGGCUGCAGAGUAUCUACGGUGGAACGGCCCGGAGAGUCCCUACAGCCCGACAAAAUCCUUCGUGGACGUCCAUGGGGAUGGCGACGACCUCGAUUUUGAAUUGCACGGCGAGUCUGAUGAUGAGAAUGGAUUCGAAGGACUGGAGAAUGUGCGUGCUUGUUGUGAUGGAAGGCACACCGUUGGCCAUUCUGGGCGACAUCCUCAUCACCACCAUCAUAAUGGGAAUGGACUUGAUCCCAAUUCUGCUGGCCCUUCAGAACAGGCUCGGCCCGUAUCACCGUCUGCGUGGUCGUUCCGUUCGAGUACCAAUUCUCACGAAAGCGGAGGCGCAGCGCUAUUUUCAUGGAGUCGGAGUGAUGGAAAGCUUCGGUUUGGAUCGCGACGCUCUACGAAAACGUCAGUCACCUAGUGAUCUAUGAUUUUACAUUCUCUGUUUCGGAUUGGAAUGGUUGCUUUAGCACAUUUCACAUUUUCCCUGUUUCAUCUACACAUACGUUGCUCUGCAUAUGCUCCUUGAUAAUCCUGUUGCCAUAUUAUGACUAUACCAUUACCACUCAUUUUCUUUUCCAAAUUUUCUCUCUCCCGAAACGCGUUUUGUUAGUAUUGUCAAUUUAUCCUUUUCUUGUGUACGACAUGAUAUUGAAUGUUCAUUCAUACGUUCCUUCAAUCAACCACAUUGUGUCAC